Messenger RNA from Oppiella nova, 665 nucleotides. The record is from the annotation of a GenBank genome assembly. Lineage: Eukaryota; Metazoa; Arthropoda; Arachnida; Sarcoptiformes; Oppiidae.
UUAUUCAUAAGUAUUAAUUCUGUAUCAAUUUACGACGCUUGCUGGCACAAUUGUUCCGGCAAUGGGGCAUGCGCCUACGGAAAACAACCAGGACAAUUUAGUUGCGAGUGUCAACAUGGUUUUCUUGGCGAUACCUGUUCAAAGAAAUUAUGUGGCCCUGAGAGAAAAUUGUAACGUUUUCCCAUUGAUUCCAACAUUGGAUUCGUCCAAAACGUUUGAUGAGACGUAUUGCGAAAUAGUCGACUCUGAAAGUGAGAAAGUUGUAAACAACAGCACCCCAUAAAAACUAACAAGGUCGAUUGCGUGGAAAACCAAGAAAAUUGCAAAAUAUUUAAACUUAAUAAGUUUAACUGGUGGGAAGGUAUGCAAAUAAAGCACACUGAUACUAUUUUCCCGUUAUAUGCGCCUAAUAAAAUUGGUGAUAACAUGACAAUUGGAUUUUCAAAUGUGGAUAUUAACAAGGACGUUUGUAUUACAUUGAAUUAUCAUACUGAUCCAAGCGUUAAUUUAAUGAUUCAAUAUGAGCAAGCUAAACCAUUUGAACUAAUCAAGCAACCUAAUGAAACAAGUUGGAGUCACCAAAUUGUAUGCCUAUCUAAAUUAACUAGCAAGAUUGACCGUGAUUUCACCAUCACCAUUUUAACCAAGCCGAAAAUAACUGACGG